AUGUUGAUCAAGGUGCGAACGUUGACCGGCAAGGAGAUUGAGCUCGAUAUCGAAAACGAAUACAAGGUCUCGCAGAUCAAGGAAAAGGUGGAGGAGAAGGAGGGCAUCCCCCCUGUUCAGCAGAGGUUGAUCUAUGGCGGCAAGCAAAUGGUCGAUGACAAGUCCGCAUCCGAGUAUGGCCUCGAGGCCGGUGCCACAUUGCAUCUGGUCCUUGCCCUGCGUGGUGGCAACUGA
This is a messenger RNA of Colletotrichum graminicola M1.001, 234 nucleotides long. RefSeq names its product ubiquitin family protein. Gene Ontology annotation, cellular component: cytoplasm; nucleus. The record is from RefSeq and is a predicted model, not a curated record. Gene Ontology annotation, biological process: regulation of proteolysis; modification-dependent protein catabolic process; protein neddylation. The coding region runs from base 1 to 234 and encodes 77 amino acids. Gene Ontology annotation, molecular function: protein tag activity; ubiquitin protein ligase binding. Lineage: Eukaryota; Fungi; Ascomycota; Sordariomycetes; Glomerellales; Glomerellaceae. The transcript is spliced from 4 exons.